CAUUACGGUCGUUACGUAUCAACAUGCGUCCGCCGUCACAGCAGCAGCAGCAGCAGCAGAAACGGUAACAACCGUGUUGUUUUUUGAUGGAGAUCACGGAUUAGAUUCGUCGUUUUAUUCGCGCUGGUGAGGCCCGUGGUGAAAAAAUCUGGGGCAGUUGUGCCGCAAACCAGCAGAAAUGAUGCAAGUGGUCGUUGCAUUUCCAGCCUAGCAGGCUGCAGCGUUAGCAUGUGGCUAAUGUUAGCUGGUACGCUCGGACAGAAAUAGCCCAGCCUCGCUCCUCCGGUGUUCGGACCUUGCUUUGUGUACACCAGUUUGGUCAGGUUUUGCAGUUUCUCUGGAAUGCAUCUAUCCAAGAAAUGUUCCGUCUUCAAAGUGGUGCUGAGUGCUCUGCUGAUCGUGGCGCUCCUGCAGCUCAUAUACCUGUCCUUCUUAUCCAAGUUCUACGGUAAGCAGCAGCGGUACCUGUACUCUCAGCUCUUUGGAGGCUCCGGGGGCAAGAAGAAUGGGCACCCCGAGAAGAACUCUCGGAAGGAGCGUCUGAGGUACUCGCUGUCUACCGGUGGGAUCUUCGACAACAGCGGGCAGUACCGGGUGUACAAGAACUUGAUCAAAAGUGAUUUCACCACGAACCACAAACCGGGAUCCGACCCCGGCUCCAGCGUCCUGGCUUUAGCCACACACACGACCAUCAACAACCUGCAUCACCUGGAAUCCCUCCUGGAGAGGUGGCACAACCCGAUCUCUGUGGCCAUAUUUGCGCACGGGCAAGAUGUCAAGUUUGCCACAGCUCUGGUCUACGCACUCAACUUCUUCUGCCCUCAGAUCCAAUCCCUGGUGGACUUUCACCUGGUCUGCCUGUCCGGGGAGAUGGCCAGUUUCCCUGACCAGGACCGGGAGCACUUUGCAGGUCUUGAUGACUGCGCCUCGGUGUUCUCCAGACUGGAGACCCACCGGGACAAAGACAAGAACUAUGCCAUCAGUGGGAACGUCUCCUACCCCAACAACCUUCUGCGCAACGUCGCCCGGGGUGGCACCGAGUCCUCCUACAUCCUGGUCAUCGACAUCGACAUGAUGCCGAGCGUGGACCUGCACCAGCAGUUCAUGGCCUUGGUCUUUACGCGCGAGUCGACGGGCGCCGAGGUGUUCGUGCUGCCCGCCUUCGAGAUCCGCCACGCCCGGAAGAUGCCCGCCAACAAGGCCGAGUUGGUCCAGCUCUACCAGGUCGGUGAGGUCCGGCCGUUCUACGAGGAGCUGUGUCCCCGCUGUCAGGCCCCCACCAACUACUCGCAGUGGGUCAACAGCCACGUCAGAGAGACGGGCACCAUGGAAGUCGCCCACACGCUCACCUGGACGGACCCCUGGGAGCCUUUCUACAUCGGGCCCCACACUGUGCCCCUCUAUGACGAGAGCUUCAAGCAAUAUGGCUUCAAUCGUAUCAGCCAGGCCUGCGAGCUCCACGUGGCCGGAUACAGGUUCUCGGUGCUGAGCUCGGCGUUCGUGGUGCACCGGGGCUUCAAGAUCCAGGGGGAGUUCCACGCCAGGAAGGACGAGGAGAACAAACGCAACCGCGUUCUGUUCCGCAGCUUCAAAGAGGGCCUGAAAACCAAAUACCCAUCCUCCAACCGACGGUGCUGAAACGUGACGAGGACCACACGAUGAAAAUGACGGUGUUUCUGAUUUUAACCAGAUUUAGCUUCACGCCCACACUUUUCUUUGAUUUCUCGUGAUGACGGCACAGUGGGAGUUUAAUCCAAUCCGACGUCUCGGGGUUUAUUUGAAGUCGCUCUGAAAGUGAGCAGCAGGGAAAGGUUCUCUGGAGGUUUCAGAGAGCGUCCUGCUGGUUGGGACUGAAAGUAAAAAAGGAUUGGAAGUCUGGCUCGCGGCUUUUUUUUUUUUUUAAUCUAAUGCAAAUCCGAAAAUCUAGAUGCCAUUUGAUCGACAUUAAUGUUAAAGCAUAUGAGGUACUUUUUCUUGAGCCGGUCCAGAUACAAAAAUAUACCCUGUGAGACACCGAGUCUCUACAUAUUCACACCCUGAGAGUUCACCAACAUGAAGUUAGACGCUCAACGUUUCAUUGACAGCCGAUCAAAGACAGAAAUCACAUUCAGUCGUCCCUUUUUGUUGUCCGAUGUAACGUCAAGUUAUAGUUUAUAUCCUAAAGAUAGAAGUGCGUGAUGCGAAUGUGGUUUAAAAUGACUGAGAUAUGAGAAUGAACAGCCUUCUGACUGGUUCAUUCAAAUGAAGGCACAAUCAUGAAACUGGAAAAAUAUGUAAUUCUCCCUUUUGGUUCCUGAGUUAGUUUUUUUGUUGCUUAUAUCACUUUAUUUCUUUUGAACGUCGUGCCAAUCAAUGAUGCGGUCCUACCACCAGGUGGCAACAAGCACUUGAGUGUUGGCAGCAGUGUUGCACCAU
This is a messenger RNA of Anarrhichthys ocellatus (wolf-eel), 2415 nucleotides long. RefSeq names its product beta-1,4-glucuronyltransferase 1 (gene b4gat1). Gene Ontology annotation, cellular component: Golgi apparatus. Gene Ontology annotation, biological process: protein O-linked glycosylation via mannose. Gene Ontology annotation, molecular function: glucuronosyltransferase activity. The coding region runs from base 343 to 1638 and encodes 431 amino acids. NCBI's taxonomy places the organism in Eukaryota, Metazoa, Chordata, Actinopteri, Perciformes, Anarhichadidae. The record is from RefSeq and is a predicted model, not a curated record. The transcript has 2 exons.